Molecule: messenger RNA, 1728 nt
Organism: Purpureocillium lilacinum
Lineage: Eukaryota; Fungi; Ascomycota; Sordariomycetes; Hypocreales; Ophiocordycipitaceae
Source: RefSeq, a predicted model, not a curated record
AUGAGGGCUGAUUUACUGGUCCCUUCUCUCCUCGUGCUACUUUUGCAGUCCCCCGUCUUAGGAAAGUAUAGGUCAGAGGCUGAGCAGCUCCGACAGUUCCUACAGGCGAACCACGCGUCAGGACCUCACCACCAACCACCUCAACCACGGUCCCUGCCGAGCUAUGACGACUCUUGGACGGUACGGGGUCGGGAAGAUCCCGGCCACCGAUUUCUGAACAAGAAGACGCAGCCUUUCGCCGUUGAUGGAACAAAGAUCCCCGAGGUCUCCUUUGACGUUGGUGAAUCAUAUGCUGGCCUCCUGCCCAUCAGCAACAAAACCGAUGAACAAGACAAUUUGUAUUUCUGGUUUUUCCCUUCCGUCAGUGAAGAGGCCAAGAACAAGAAGGAAAUCGUAAUUUGGCUCAAUGGCGGUCCCGGCUGCUCAUCCCUCAUAGGUCUUCUGCAGGAAAAUGGGCCUUUCCUUUGGCAGGCGGGAAUGACUGCACCGGUGAAGAAUCCCUGGAGUUGGCAUCUGCUCUCUAACGUCGUCUGGAUCGAGCAGCCCGUAUCGACCGGCUUCGCCAAAGGCACCCCGACGGUGAGGAACGAAGACGACGUCGCUAGGCAGUUUAUGGGCUUUUGGAAGAAUUUCAUGGACACUUUUGGAAUGCAGGGCUAUAAGGUAUACGUCGUGGCCGAGUCGUACGGCGGCAGGUACGGUCCGUACAUCUCCAGCCACUUCAUUAACGCCAACGACAGCACGUAUUAUAAUCUUGGCGGGCUGAUGAUCUACGACGGCCUUAUGUUCGACGUCAUGGUGCAGCAGUACGCCAUUGCAGAGAGCUUCAUCGAAGAAAACCGAGUGGUGAUGCCCAUGAGCGACCAGGUCAUGACGUAUCUCCGCAAUCACUCUGAAGGCUGCGGCUUCCAGGACUAUAUGAGCAAAUAUCUAACCUUCCCUCCUUCUGGCCCGGCACCAUUAUAUCCUUCCUGGUUUGAGAAAUCGUCCAAUGGCCUCUGGGAGAUCAAAGAGGGUUGUGGCUCAUUAUGGGAUGAGGGAUUCUACAGCAUGUUAGAACCCAACCCUUGCUUCAACUUCUACAACAUCCCAGAUCAUUGCCCACUGCCCGCCGACCCUAUCGGGGGCUCGGCUCCCUACUUUGACCGCACCGACGUCAAGACGGCCAUAAACGCACCCCUCGAUGUCUCCUGGUUCGCUUGCGCUUCCCAUGACGUUUUCCCACUUGGCGAUGCCUCGAGCGCGCCUGGACUCUACGAGCUGCCCAACGUCAUUGACAAGACCAAGAACGUUAUCAUCGCGCAAGGCGGAAUGGACUACAUCCUUCCCCCGAUAGGAGCUCUCCUGGGCAUCCAGAACAUGACAUGGGGAGGCAAGCAGGGGUUCCAGACGCGGCCGACGGAUCCAUUCUACGUGCCGAAAUAUUACGAGGGUGCCUACGGCGGGGCGAACUCGUACGGCCAGGACUUCCCUUCAGGGAUGGGAGUGAUGGGCACCACGCACCACGAGCGAGGCCUCAUCUUUGUCGUCACGCAGCUGGCAGGCCAUCAGGGUCCGGGGUAUGCCCCGGCCCCGGCGCUGCGGCAGCUCGAGAAGCUCCUGGGGAGGGUGCACAGCUUGAGUGAUACGCAAUCCUUUACGCUUCCCGCGCUCCGCAACAUCCCCCAGUACGACAAGCCGCUGGGCAAGGGGACGUGGCUGUUUCCGUGUUUUGGUAAGGGUUGCUGA